AUAAAACUCGCUAAAUUGGAGUUGACGAUACGACGAUGGUCUUUCAAGCAGCUCUCUAGCCAUGAGAUAUUUUACAGCAAUGCAGUGAUAUUAACAUUAUAUAUACAUGUUCUUUCUCGAAGCGAAAUGAAUAUUCUAAAUCACACUCACUCUUUUCCAAAUCAAGAGAGAAGGAUCUAUAUCUUCGUUAAAAGUUUUGCAAGUAAAAUUUAACCUUCGUAAAACCUUUUCUUCAUUUUCCAAUCUAGAAGCUUACUACAUCAGCACUUUGGAAGACUAUUCUGCAGUUAACAAAAAUCAAAGAUAUUUAAUAUUGCUUAUUUUUAUUUCUCAGAUAUCUAUGAAUAAUUCUCAACCUUGAAAUAAAAUGAAAGUAAAUCAAUAGGGGGCGCCGGCCGAUUCAUCUAUUUUCGUGUGCGCCGCACAAUUAAGGGGAGAAAGUAAUUAAAACGGUAAUUUCUGGAUUUAGUGAAAAGCGAAGGUACUUAUAAUAGCCGUCGAUUUACUUUUCCUAAUUCAUUUCUCUUCAGCCCGACGCUGAGGACUCACACCCAACAUGUCCUCGUCGAUCGCGUGGCUCGUGCUUACAGCAGUUCUUGCUUUCUCAGGAACUGCGUCGUCUGCAUGGGUACCAAAGCACAACGUCCACAGAAGGCAAAUAGAGUUACCUGCACUAGAUACUAGUUCAAGUGUCUCUGAGAUCGAUGGCGUUACAACCCUCCUUACAUCAUCUGGAGGUAGUGAAACAGUAACCGCAACUGAAGUGGUGCUUACCCCAGUAGAGCCCCAAACAGUGGAUAAUUCACCUAACGUGGAGACAAGUGUGCUUAUUCAGACUAAAUCCUCUCAAAUUCUCAUUCCAGUUGAAAGAAAUCCGUCGCUGUCCACUCUAAGAGAAGAGCGCGUUUUCCUAGUUUUUCCUGAAGCACCUACUUCUAGCACUCAAGCUGAGCCCUCCUUUACGACAGUUGCCCCUCAGACUGAAAAUGGUGAACAAAAUGAUGAGGAGCAGGAGGAGGUCGUCACAGAGACGUUGGGAAACGGUUUAUUGGCUUUGAGGCACGGCGAGGUGCACAACGAUACAUUGAAUAUAGAGAAGCAAAGUGAAGCGAAAAUUAUCUUCCCCGAAGACAAUAGCUUAGCCGAGAUCAGUUCCACAUCCACUAGUACUACCACCACUGAGGAGCCAUCUACUACAACUGCUUCCACCACCGUUACUACCGAAACAACAACCGUGACCACUAAAACCACUGAAGAGUCAACACUUGCGCCAUCCACAACCACUGUUGCCCCAUCAACAACUAGGAGGGGUUAUCGGGGUACGCCGCGAGCUACAAAAAAGACCACAAUCGUCUCUACUACUUCCACAACAGAAAUUCCAACAACUUCAUCAACUACAGAAGAAACCACGAACAACUUAACAAAAUCAACUACCAAAGAAAAUGAUUCAUCGGAAUCUCAGGAAAGUGACGAAAAUGAUGAGCAGGAAACAGAAUCCACCACCCACAAAGUUCCUCACUUUGAGGUGGCCAAAAAAGAGACAGUUCUUCGACCCGCUCCACGACCCUCGGCGCGUCUUGUUGAAUUUUUGAAAAAUAGGCCCGGCGGUGCUCCUAAAAGAUUUAAUUUGCACACGGAAACAACCUCUGAGCCCACUUCCUCUCCAUCUGCGUCUACUACCACUACCACAACCACAAAAACUCCAGAAACAACAACCAAACCUCGCAGAAAUAACCUUCUUUUUGGCGCAAGAAAUAAACCCAAAAUGUUGGACCGAUCGGCCAGCGAACUGGAGGAAGUGACCAUCGCCCCACCAGAAACCGCCCUGGAGAUGCGCAAAGCCAGAUUUUACUCCUCUGCGUCCAGCCUGCUGUCCGGCUUUGUUCCGUCCAUCCCACUUCCCAGAGUUUCAACCGCCCAGAUGUCGGAGCGAAAUAGUCGAAAGGCAUGCGCCAAUCCAGCAGGCUGUGUAUCUCCCCAGGACGCGGAAGCCUUGAUGGCCUCCAUCCAGGAUAUGAUCAAGAAUAGCACAGUUUCCACGUUGACUCAAACGCAGACGGCCGUCUCAGACACCACAAACACCAUCAGAAAUAAAAUCAGAAGCCGGCGUCCUAACCUGACAAACCGACAAACCAGUGCUGCUCCCUCAACCACCACCGAAUCAGCAAUGAGGUCUAUCGCCCAGAGGCUUGCUCACCGCAGAAGAACAACCACCACUAGCACUACAACAUCCAGCACUACUACCUCGACAACCACAACCCCUGUUCCCAAAAUUAUUUCCAUGAAGCAGAUUCAAGAUUUAGUAGUUAGUCCGGCGCCGAUAAUGGUCACUGGUGUGCAAAAUGUUGACCCAAGAGUUGUUGUGUCAGAGACGACAACUGUGAAGCCCAUCUUCCAAAGGUACAGAGGCUUCGAAAAGAGACCUACUCUAUUUGUGCCCCACUCUGCAAUGAACCAUAACGUCCAUAACACUCAUCCUCAUCGCCACCAUGUUGUAUCAGGAGCACCAGCUGUAAUUUAAAUAAAUUUAAUCUCCGCAAUAUAGCCUGUGAUUCACAAAUUUCAAUAAA
Neocloeon triangulifer is the source of this 2570-nucleotide messenger RNA. Its product is annotated as mucin-2-like. The record is from RefSeq and is a predicted model, not a curated record. Lineage: Eukaryota; Metazoa; Arthropoda; Insecta; Ephemeroptera; Baetidae. Bases 557 to 2521 code for a protein of 654 amino acids. The transcript is spliced from 4 exons.